CCUGCCAACUCCCUCCGAGCCAGCUGCCUGUGAUUGGCCCGCUUUGGGGCAGGAGAAAAAGGAGAGGAUCAGAGACUUGGGGAGCGGGGUUGGGGUACGAGGGAAACUUGAGUGCCGUGGACUCUUUCCUGAGAGAGCCUGUGAUUGGCUGAUGGCGUGGCCCCCAGAGGGGACCCCGGAGAAGCCGGGAAGUGUGCGUGGAAGUGGGGGCUUCCAGCUGGAAACAGGAGGGGAGCUCUCCUAGGAAUUCCCCAAGUCCCUAGUUUGUAGAGCCCUACCGCACCUUGCUAUACUCUCUGAGCCCCAGCCUCUGCCUUCUCCCCUCUCGGCAUCGGGGUACUUCAUUCACCUGGCUCUGCCUGGGAAAACUGCUGUGCAGCGAGCGCCUCCGAGAUCCCUGCAGGAAGGAACCCCAUUCCCUCCCAGUGGACCGUCAAAUCCCCGUGUUCCCUUUGUCCCCAGAAGCAUGAAAAAGAAGCGAAGAUAGGGCUGGGGGAGUCCUUGGGAACCAGUAUCCUAAGGGUAGAAGGGAAUCUGUCCGAGGACUGUUCUUGGCAGUGCACUUAAGAGCUCUGAAUGGAAACUGGCUGAUGGGUUUGGAAGAAUGGGGUUGGCACACCUCUCCUUACCAGUCCUAGUCACUCACGCUGCCAAGGGAAAGAAGGGGACUCGGGGGCCCAGACCACUUGGUGGAACACAUCUACAGAGGAGAUCGUCUGCCAAAUGGCCAGGCCGCAGCCCCAGACUUUCCCCCAAAGCUUUCUCUGUUGAGCUCUAGGAUGGGGGUGGUCUUGGGAAGAGAAAAGAAGUCUCUAAAAGAAGGGACUGCAGGAGAAGAACAAAAGAGGUCGUCUUGAUUUUCUCGGUGUCUUGGGGAAAGGGAAAGUGUCCAAGAUGAGAGCUCAGAGAUCCUGAGGGGGAGUAGCCCUGGGGCAGCCUCCUCUCCUUCCCUCCCUCCACCCUAACCAUGGCCUGCCUCCACGAGACCCGAACACCCUCACCCUCCUUUGGAGGCUUUAUGGCAGCCCUGAGUGAAGCCUCCGUUCGAAAGCUCGACCCAGACACUUCGGACUGCACUCCAGAGAAGGACCUGACCCCCACCCAGUGUGUGUUGAGGGAUGUGGUGCCCCUGGGUGGGCAGGGGGGAAGUGGGCACAGUCCCUCCCCGGGUGGGGAAGCCCCCACAGAGGCCUUUGCCAACAGUGUCCUGCAACUGCAUGAGCAGGAGGCUGGGGGCCCAGGAGGGGCUACAGGGCCCACAGAAGGCCGGACCCCCCGGUUCCGGGCGGAUGAAGUCAGGCUGCAGUGCCAGAGUGGCAGUGGCUUCCUGGAAGGCCUCUUUGGCUGUCUUCGCCCAGUCUGGACCAUGAUUGGCAAAGCUUAUUCCACGGAGCACAAGCAACAACAAGAAGACUUGUGGGAGGUGCCUUUUGAGGAGAUCCUGGACCUGCAGUGGGUGGGCUCUGGGGCCCAAGGUGCUGUAUUCCUGGGACGAUUCCACGGGGAGGAGGUGGCCGUGAAAAAGGUUCGGGACCUGAAGGAGACUGACAUCAAGCACCUUCGGAAACUCAAGCAUCCCAAUAUCAUCACUUUCAAGGGCGUAUGUACCCAGGCCCCCUGCUACUGUAUCCUGAUGGAGUUCUGCGCCCAGGGCCAGUUAUACGAGGUUCUCCGGGCAGGACGUCCUGUCACCCCAUCCCUGCUAGUCGACUGGUCCAUGGGCAUUGCUGGCGGCAUGAACUACCUGCAUUUACACAAGAUCAUCCACCGAGACCUCAAAUCCCCAAACAUGCUGAUCACUUAUGAUGAUGUGGUCAAGAUCUCAGACUUUGGGACAUCCAAGGAGCUCAGCGACAAGAGCACCAAGAUGUCGUUUGCAGGGACAGUGGCUUGGAUGGCCCCAGAGGUGAUCCGGAACGAGCCUGUAUCUGAGAAGGUGGACAUUUGGUCAUUUGGUGUGGUGCUGUGGGAGCUGCUGACUGGUGAAAUCCCCUACAAAGAUGUGGACUCAUCCGCCAUCAUCUGGGGUGUGGGCAGUAAUAGCCUUCAUUUACCUGUGCCAUCCAGCUGUCCCGAUGGCUUCAAGAUACUCCUCCGCCAGUGCUGGAAUAGCAAGCCCAGGAACCGGCCUUCAUUCAGGCAGAUCCUGCUGCAUCUGGACAUUGCCUCAGCCGAUGUCCUGUCCACACCCCAGGAAACCUACUUCAAAUCCCAGGCAGAGUGGAGGGAGGAAGUGAAGCUGCAUUUUGAGAAGAUCAAGUCGGAGGGAACCUGUCUACACCGGCUAGAGGAAGAGCUGGUCACUCGAAGAAGGGAGGAACUCAGGCAUGCCUUGGACAUCCGGGAACAUUAUGAACGCAAGCUGGAGCGUGCCAACAACUUGUACAUGGAGCUCAACGCGCUGAUGCUGCAGCUGGAACUCAAGGAGAGGGAGCUGCUGAGGCGGGAGCAGGCCUUGGAGCGGAGAUGCCCCGGACUCCUGAAGCCUCACCCUCCCCGGGGCCUCCUGCACGGCAACACCGUGGAGAAGCUCAUCAAGAAGAGGAACGUCCCGCAGAAGCUGUCGCCCCACAGCAAGAGGCCUGAUAUCCUCAAAACGGAAUCCUUGCUCCCCAAGCUAGACGCCGCCCUGAGCAGCGUGGGGCUCCCCGGGUGUCCCAAGGGGCCUCCCUCCCCGGGAAGGAGCCGUCGCGGCAAAACCCGCCACCGGAAGGCCAGCUCCAAGGGCAGCUGUGGUGACCUGCUCGGGUUUCGGGCGUCUGUACCUAACCCCGAACCUGGGGGGCCGGGGCAUCCUGGGAGCAUAGCGGGGGGCCCUUCGGCCUGGGAGGUCUGCCCCCCCGCCCUCCGAGGCCUCCACCAUGACCUCCUGCUCAGAAAGAUGUCAUCCUCCUCCCCCGACCUAUUAUCAGCCGCACUGGGAGCGCGAGGCAGAGGGGCGGGGGGCGGCGGCCUAGAGCCCAGCUCUCCCCCUCCGGCCCAGGGAGACACUCCUCCCAGCGAGGGGUCAGCUCCCGGCUCCACCAGCCCCGAUUCUCCCGGAGGAGCCAAAGGGGAGCCGCCCCCGGCGGGGGCCCAAGGUGAAAGCGUGGGGCUGCUGGGCUCUAGUCGGGAGGGAACUGCCGCGAGAGGAAGCAGGGCUGCGGCUCAGCACCUGACCCCGGCUGCACUGCUGUACCGGGCUGCUGUCACUCGGAGCCAGAAGCGCGGCGUGUCCUCGGAGGAAGAGGAGGGCGAGGUCGACAGCGAGGUGGAGCUGCCGACGAGGCAGAGGUGGCCCCAAGGCCUGAACAAACGGCAGUCGCUGUCCACCUUCAGCUCCGAGAACUUGUCCGACGGAGAAGAAGGCACGGCCAGCGAGCCCUCCCCCAGUGGCACCCCAGAGGUGGGCAGCACCAACACGGAUGAGCGGCCCGACGAACGGUCCGACGACAUGUGUUCCCAGGGCUCCGAGAUCCCGCUGGACCCACCGGCCCCAGACGGGGCCCCGGGGUCCCAGCCCAGUAGCCAGGAGGUGCCAAACCAAGUCCUACUCAGAAGGGAGCAGGGCCUCAACUCGGAGGACUCGGACUUGGAUAGCACCGAAUUGGAUCAAGCGGGCAGCGCCGACGCCCUGCGGCCCCCCGCCUCCCUCCCUCCGUGAAUGCCGCCCUCACCAAUGUAGAGAAAUAUUUAUAUAAAUGAUAUAUAUAUAUUCGACAAAUAUUCAAGAGGGCAAGGCUGCUCCCCCGACUGGGUGGCCAUCUGUGGGGCCAGUCUCCUCUCCGUGAACUCCCCUCCUCACACGGUCAGCCGGCGGUCAGGGAAGGUCCGCGAGUCCCCUUUGGCCCUGACCCCUCUCCCCCAAACUCCAGGGCCAGGCUCUGCCUAACUGCACUUUUUUUGGUUUCUGACCCGUUUACAGACUUUGCACUGGGGAGGGAGGCCAGGCCCAGUCCUCUCCUCUGGGGCUUCUCAGGUGACUGUUCACCCCGUGUCCCUUUUUAAAGCCCUCCCCUUUCACUGGCUCCAGGACUCAGGGGAAGGAAAGGCAGGCAGAGCAUGUGGUGCCCAGCUGGUGGGCUCCUCCGCACCCAGGCCAGCUGCCUUCUGGGGUGGGGAUGAGGCCACUGUUGUCAACCCUGUAAGAUAUCUUGAAAUAUAACCAAUCCACGCAGGCA
Molecule: messenger RNA, 4160 nt
Organism: Monodelphis domestica (gray short-tailed opossum)
Lineage: Eukaryota; Metazoa; Chordata; Mammalia; Didelphimorphia; Didelphidae
Gene: MAP3K12
Product: mitogen-activated protein kinase kinase kinase 12
Biological process (GO): protein autophosphorylation; JNK cascade
Cellular component (GO): cytoplasm
Molecular function (GO): ATP binding; MAP kinase kinase kinase activity
Source: RefSeq, a predicted model, not a curated record